UGAUCUCAUCAAUUAGUAUUCAUUCAACAAACAUUUUUUCUAUAUAUUCUCUUAUUUGCCUCCAUUUUCUAUUCUUCAAACCAAAUUUCCCAUUUCUCUAAUAAAUAAAAAUCCCUUCCAUCUCUAAUAUCUCUCUCUAUCUCUUCAUAUGGGUGAGAAAAAAGAAGAAACUAAAGUUGCAGAAGGGAAGAAGAAUGAUGGUGGAGAAAAAAAGUCAUUCCCCAUAGUUUUGAAAUUAGAUUUACAUUGUGAAGGAUGUGCUAAAAAAGUCAAACGUUCAAUUCGCCAUUUAGAAGGUGUGGAGGAAGUGAAGGCAGAUUGUGAAGGUGGAAAAUUGAUGGUGAAAGGGAACGUGGACCCCACAUGGCUCCGGGAAAAAGUGGCGGCGAAGACGAAGAAGACGGUGGUGCUCCUCUCUCCUCAGCCCAAAAAGGACACCGGUGGCGGCGGAGAUAAAAAGUCCGAUGAGAAAAAGGUGGAGGAGAAGAAACCAGAAGAGAAGAAGGCUAAAGAGCCACAAGUAAGCACAGUGGUGUUAAAGAUUCUAUUGCAUUGUGAUGGAUGUGCACACAAAAUAAAGAGAAUUAUAAAGAAGAUUGAUGGGGUAGAAGAUGUUAAAAUUGAUUCAAAAAAAGAUUUGGUCACGGUAAAGGGAACAAUGGACUUAAAGGAAUUAAUUCCUUAUUUGAAAGAUAAAUUUAAAAGAAAUGUAGAAAUUGUACCACCUAAGAAAGAAGGUGGCGGCGGUGGUGGUGGUGGAGAGAAGAAAGAGAAAGAAGGCGGAGGCGGCGGUGGCGGAGAGAAGAAAGAGAAAGAAGGCGGUAGCGGUGGCGGUGGUGGUGGCGGAGAGAAGAAAGAGAAAGAAGGUGGUGGUGGGGCCGGUGACAAGAAGGCGGAGAGUACUGAAAAAAAAGAGGGUGAACCAAAAGCCGAGGGAAGCAGUAAAGGUGUAGAGACAAAGGGUGAGGCGAACAAGUACGAAUAUUAUGGUCACAACGCGCUGACGCAUUACGCGAUGCCUAUGUACAACCAACACUACACGAAUCAAGAUUAUGGCGUGACAAUGUACGAUCAUGGUUACAACGCUCAUACGGGCUACGCCAUGGAAUACACCUACCACCCGCCCUCAUACGUGCCACCUCCUCCACCAACGACGUAUUUACACAACGCCCCUGAAAUGUUCAGCGAUGAAAACCCUAACGGCUGUUCAGUCAUGUGAUCAAAGACAAAUCAUUAGAUCGUCUUCGUCUUGUUGAGGGAGAGAGUUCAAAGUGAAAUUGUAAAUACAUCAAAUCAAUAGUCUCAAAAGGCAACAUCUCAAUACUAAGAUAACACAAUAUGAAUUGUAAUUUUCAAGUUCUAAUGAGAUAUUUUCCCUAAAGUUUAUGUGCAAGAAAAUCACAUAUUAUGAGACUUUGAGGGGAAAAAAAAAAUGAAAUGUAUAAUGGUAUAUGAGGAUAUAGUUUCCAUUUGGGAAAUGUCAUUAGGUUAAUUAAUUAGGUUUAUCUUUUGACUUGUAUGUUAUUUUAAUAUAUAGAUAAUAAAAUAUUCAAUUUUGUGACCAAA
Molecule: messenger RNA, 1566 nt
Organism: Capsicum annuum
Lineage: Eukaryota; Viridiplantae; Streptophyta; Magnoliopsida; Solanales; Solanaceae
Product: heavy metal-associated isoprenylated plant protein 6
Exons: 5
Coding region: 149-1219 (356 amino acids)
Molecular function (GO): metal ion binding
Source: RefSeq, a predicted model, not a curated record